GUUUUACUCCGUCAAGUUCUCUGUUAUUUCCUCUGACCUUCGUUCGUACGUCUCGUCUGCGUGUAUAUAUACACCUAUCCCCCUUCAUCCUGACCUUCUUUUUUUUUUUUUUUCUCGCUCUCUGUAAUUUUGCCAUUUUAUACGGUGUUUAUACCCUAUACGCCCGGCGUAUACGUACACUUGUUCCCUAAUUACGUACAUUUUCAUCGGUCCCCCGUGAAUUUUCUGUCUGGAUUUUUGCGUUUUCUCAUCUCGUUUUCCAACGAUUAUCGGUGUUUGAAAAAGGUUUUCUUUUUUUAAUCAGCAUUUUGCAAAUUUGUUCAUCCUAGCUGAGCUCGAAGGAAAAUCAGGUUAUUCAUUUAUCGGCAAAGCAGCUGUUUGGUAAAUUGAGUGCGAAAGACUGUAAGCCAAGUCGUGUUACUAUCUGACUUUUACUUGCUGACACUAUUAGCUCGGAUAUAAUGGAGGCAAACCAUACAUCCCCUGUUCUCACUGACCCGUCUCCCAUGAACAACACAAGAUUAGGAAUUCACUCUGCCAUGUUACCUUACUCUCAUAACGGCUCCUCAUUUUCUCCCCCACUCUUCCUUACUAUACCAAGGAGAAAGAAUGGAAUACUUGAUGACAUACGCUGCUCCAUGUUUGAUGCCAUGAAAUCAUCAUCUCCAACUCAUAAUAAUCUGACAAAUGAGACCAAUACAGAGUCGACUCUAAACGACGACGAUAUAGCUUACCGCAACUGGCUGUUCAAGUAUCCAUCGGCACUUGGGUCGUUCGAGCAAAUAGCAAACAAUGCAAAGGGAAAGAGGAUAGCGUUAUUCUUGGAUUAUGAUGGGACUUUAUCACCGAUAGUGGACAACCCUGAUAAUGCAUUCAUGUCUAAUGUGAUGCGUGCUGCUGUCAGCAAUGUGGCUAAGUAUUUCCCCACGGCUAUAAUUAGCGGAAGAAGCCGUGACAAGGUAUACGAGUUUGUAGGCCUAACUGAACUUUAUUAUGCUGGUAGUCAUGGAAUGGACAUCAUGGGUCCUGUUCGUCCUUCUAACAGUGACCAUAAAAACUGUAUUCGGUCCACUGACAAACAGGGCAAGGAAGUCAACUUAUUCCAGCCUGCUAGUGAAUUCUUACCCAUGAUUGACGAGGUUUUUGAAUCGCUCAUCGAAAUUACAAAAGAUAUAGCUGGUGCACACGUCGAGAACAACAAGUUUUGUGUUUCCGUUCACUAUCGUAAUGUGGAUGAGAAGAGUUGGUCAUUAGUUGGUCAGUUGGUGGAGGAAAUUCUUGCGAGGUAUCCUCGUUUGCGGUUGACUCAUGGUCGGAAGGUUUUAGAAGUCCGACCAGUCCUGAACUGGCACAAGGGUAAAGCUGUUGAAUUUCUACUUGAAUCGCUUGGUUUAAUGAACUGUGAUGAUGUUCUUCCCAUAUAUGCUGGAGAUGAUCGUACGGAUGAAGAUGCAUUCAAGUUCUUGAGAGAGGGUAAUCGAGGUUAUGGUAUUAUAGUGUCAUCUGUGCCCAAGGAAAGCAAUGCAUUUUACUCUCUCAGGGAUCCUUCUGAGGUGAUGGAUUUCCUCAAGACAUUGGUGACAUGGCAGAAGAAAAUUGCGCUAUUUUCGGGGGUUUGGGAGCUGAGGUGCCUAAUCGAGAGCUUCUUCGUGCAAUAA
Striga asiatica is the source of this 1658-nucleotide messenger RNA. The record is from the annotation of a GenBank genome assembly. Lineage: Eukaryota; Viridiplantae; Streptophyta; Magnoliopsida; Lamiales; Orobanchaceae.